Messenger RNA from Brettanomyces bruxellensis, 390 nucleotides. RefSeq lists its product as uncharacterized. The transcript has a single exon. Gene Ontology annotation, cellular component: cytoplasm. NCBI's taxonomy places the organism in Eukaryota, Fungi, Ascomycota, Pichiomycetes, Pichiales, Pichiaceae. Gene Ontology annotation, molecular function: protein phosphatase inhibitor activity. Bases 1 to 390 code for a protein of 129 amino acids. The record is from RefSeq and is a predicted model, not a curated record.
AUGUCGUCUAAUUCCGGGGCAACAGAUAAAGCUAAUGAAAGUGCAUCUAAAUUGAAGGGAGGGCUUCCCGACCUGUCAAAGCUUAGUGCAGAAGAAUUGAAACUCUAUAAAAUGUAUGGGAAGCUUCCAAAGACUACAGAUGUUCUACAAGAUAGAUUGAAGGAUCGAAAAUUUUUUGAUAGUGGAGAUUAUGCUCUGUCAAAGGUUUCUGGUGGCAAAAAAGAUCCUGUUGGGUCUAUCAAUCCUCUAAGGCAACCUGAAAUCGAGAAUUUGGCCAGAAUAAACAGAAAUUCCUUCAGUGGAAGUGGGGCACCUUCUUUAUUGGGUUCCAAUCAACGAAAGUCAAAGUUAGAAGAAGACCUCACGGAUUCAGUUCUUGAAGAUGACUGA